This is a messenger RNA of Pyrenophora tritici-repentis Pt-1C-BFP, 1206 nucleotides long. Lineage: Eukaryota; Fungi; Ascomycota; Dothideomycetes; Pleosporales; Pleosporaceae. The record is from RefSeq and is a predicted model, not a curated record.
AUGAAGUCCCACAUACUCUCCCUACUCGUCCUCCUCACCCCCUCAACAGCCCAAAUAACCUUCCAGGACAGCAGCUCCACCAUCCUUCGCACCGACAAUGGCACCCACGGCCCUCCCAUGGAAGAAUACCACUACUACCACACCCAAUGGCCCAUCGGCCUCGCAAUCUCCUCAACCGGCCGUUUCUUCGCAACCUACACCCGCGGCACCUACGCCUACACGCUCGGCGAAGCCGUCAACAAAACAGCUGAAAAACCAUACCCCUCACUCUCCCACCAAGUCCCCGUCUCGCAGUUAAACACAUCCUGGUCCGACAUCCCAUUCGGCAGCAACAACUCCACAGGCUUGAUAAGCGUACAAGCACUCUACAUCACCCCCGCAUCCGCCCUCCGCCCUGAAACCCUCUGGGUCGUUGAUACCGGGCGACCUACUAUCCAUGAUGCCGAUGGCACGCCUAGUAUGCCGUACGCUGCGCCCGGCGGCCCUAAGAUCCUGGCGAUUAGUCUAGAUAACGAUACGGUGUAUGCGACAUACACGUUCCCCGUAUCAGUGCAUUAUCCAGACUCCUACAUGAACGACAUACGUCUCGACCUGCGUCCGUCCGUUACGGCUUCAGGCGGCGGAAUCGUGUAUAUAAUCGACAGCAGCGAUGAAGGACGGCCCGGGUUCAUCAUGCUGGAUCUAGGCACGGGGCAGAGUUGGCGCCGGUUAACGCAAGAUGCUAGUACGUUGCGCGCUCCCCGCGAUGUACCGAGUUACCAAGGACACCCGUUUUACCAGCGUAUUCUCGGCGGUGGUGGUGGUGAUGGUGGAGAAGUGCAGACGUUACGCGAAGGUAACGACGGCAUUCAGAUAUCUCCGGAUGGCGAAACAAUCUUCUACUCCCCCUUGACUUCAAACAAACUCUACAGUAUCCCCGCAUCUUUCCUCCGCGCCCCGCCCUCCCCCCUCGCAGACAUCGCCGCUCAAAACGCCAUCGCCCACCUCGGUGGACGCGGUGGAAACGCAAACGGCUUCGAAGGCGACGACCACGGCCGGGUUUACAUGUGUAUGCCGGAGCAAAACGCUAUUUAUAUAUACGACCCACGCACGCUACAGACGGUGGCGUGGGUUAGGGAUCCGAGGAUAAUAUGGCCGGAUGGGGUGACGGUCGGUCAGGAUGGGUGGUUACGCAAGGUCCCUUCAAAGACAACUCAAGUGUUGUGA